AUGCCAAUGUCAAAAUUUUGAAUAAAUUACGGAAGGCGGCGGCGAAUUUCUUACUACAUUUAACGUUGAAAGAAAGUGGAAUAAUAAUGGAUGUGGUCGAAGAAAUUGAGAAUUUGCUACAAAAUGGAAACAACUACAGUUUACCCGUUCUCUUGGACAGUCUUAAAUCGAUUGUUACUAAGAAAAUUUGUACUACAGAGGCGGUAACCGCGGACUUGAUUGAUUUGGAGUUUUUUGAAGAUGUAAAAAACCUAACAGCGUAUGAAAACAUUCCAAUUUACUUUGGCAAAACUCUUAGAGAUGUUAAAUGUGUUAUACUUGAUGAGAGGCUUAGAGAACAUCCGAUUUUUGUUUCUUAUAAAGGUCCAAAGAAGUUGAUUAUAAAGUCGGUUAUUUUACCUCAUUCACCACUUCAAGAUAGGGAGUACAGUACACUCGAAGAAAUAAUUUUUACAUUCAAGAGGCAUGUGGAUAGUUUAUCUACAUAUUUUCAUGAACUGGAGCGCAUUGAUAGAUUUUGUACCGUCAUGGAACCAGCUGAACCUACCUUCAAGGAUGACUUUAGAAGAAUACUUCUUGAUGACAGAAUCUGGUUGCAUAUAGAAGUUACUCCUGAUGGUUUAGCAAGCAAUGUCCAUCUUGUAGGUCAGUCUGACUUAUGGAGUAAUAGGUUGCAGCAAGGGCUUCUGUCUUGGGAUCAUGACAAAGAAAUUAUAGAGAACAUCACUACUGUAUUUGAUUUGGUCAAUUUCCCUGCAGACUCCAGAAAGUCAUCAACAACUACAAUAUCAACUGAGGACCGCCUUAUGGUUGACCCAAUUCUCUGUGGUAUUUGCUUGUGUGCCGAGUUGCCAGAGAGUUCAGCGAUGCCUCUUCCUCUGUGCCCAAACCUUCUUUGUGGGACUUACUUUCAUAGAAACUGUCUAUUUCAGUGGUUAGUGUCAUCUGGCGGAGGUCGCCCGCCCGCUUUCGGAGUCGCAACCGGCAGUUGCCCAGCUUGCAUUGAACCUAUCGCAUGUUGUGAAAGGGAUGCUUAGAUUAAUGUUAAAUUAACUAGCUAACGACGACUACAGUGAAACUGAUAGUAGGAUACUGUGAUUUGAAUGUAAAAUAAGCAGAAUUUAUAAGUGUGAAAUAAUUUUAAAUUGCAUGUAUUUUUGUAUAGAAAUUAAACCUUUCUUCAGUGAUUUAUAAACCUUGUUAUUGCCUUGAACUUAAUCAAUAAAUUAUUAUGUAUUUGUCA
Molecule: messenger RNA, 1243 nt
Organism: Ostrinia furnacalis (Asian corn borer)
Lineage: Eukaryota; Metazoa; Arthropoda; Insecta; Lepidoptera; Crambidae
Gene: Fancl
Product: E3 ubiquitin-protein ligase Fancl
Exons: 4
Coding region: 87-1037 (316 amino acids)
Biological process (GO): interstrand cross-link repair; protein monoubiquitination
Cellular component (GO): Fanconi anaemia nuclear complex; nucleus
Molecular function (GO): ubiquitin protein ligase activity
Source: RefSeq, a predicted model, not a curated record